Saccharomyces eubayanus is the source of this 321-nucleotide messenger RNA. It is a transcript of the gene SFT1, whose product is annotated as Sft1p. Bases 1 to 321 code for a protein of 106 amino acids. The record is from RefSeq and is a predicted model, not a curated record. Lineage: Eukaryota; Fungi; Ascomycota; Saccharomycetes; Saccharomycetales; Saccharomycetaceae. The transcript has a single exon.
AUGUUUAAAGUUACUAACAACAAUUUUCUGCACGCCACAUUGGUGUGUUUUUUAUUCACCCAGAAUGAUAAUAAAUUAGAAGGCUUAGCCAAUAAGUUAGCUACGUUUAGAAAUAUAAAUCAAGAGAUUGGAGACCGAGCGGUCUCUGACAGUUCGGUUAUAAACCAGAUGACAGAUUCGUUGGGGUCGAUGUUCACCGAUAUUAAGAACUCAUCCUCAAGGUUGACGCGAUCAUUAAAAGCCGGUAAUGGUAUAUGGAGAAUGGUUGGUUUGGCACUGUUAAUAUUCUUCAUUCUGUAUACUCUGUUUAAGCUGUUUUGA